This is a messenger RNA of Salvia hispanica, 7438 nucleotides long. Its product is annotated as chromatin remodeling ATPase BRAHMA-like. Lineage: Eukaryota; Viridiplantae; Streptophyta; Magnoliopsida; Lamiales; Lamiaceae. Gene Ontology annotation, molecular function: ATP binding; protein binding. Gene Ontology annotation, biological process: regulation of DNA-templated transcription. The record is from RefSeq and is a predicted model, not a curated record. Gene Ontology annotation, cellular component: nucleus.
CCCCCAAAACCCAAAGAAAAAUUGGAAAUUGCGUCUCUCUCUCUCACACACACAGACACACACUCUGAGUGAGGGAAUUCUAGUUUGAGAAAAAGAUUUCCGGCAAAUUCGGAAAAUCGCCGGCCAUCAGAUCGAUCCGCCGGUCCCUUCGAUUUCGCGCCAAAAAUCCCAAAUUUUUCUGGAUAAAAGAAUGUUUUGAUGCGAUUUUAGGCGGAAGUAUAUAUGUGAGGAUGCGUGCCCUUAAAUGCGGGACAUGUGUCGGAUGCAUCGAAUUUUGAAUUUUUGGGAUCGGAAUUGCAGCACCACAGCGUUUAGGUUCCGCAGCAAAGGUUCAUACUUUUCGCCUGCGAGUGACUUAUUUUUUGUGAUUUCACUUUUUUGAGGAGAUCUAAGGUAUUUGCUGAAAUUGCUAAGAUAAAAGGGUGUGUUCUACGCUUUCGCAAGCUCUGAAUUCUGUGCUGUCCUGAAACGGCUGGGUUUUAACACGGACUCCGGCGUCCAUUGUCUUUGGGAGUUUGUUGAAUUCAAGCUUUGUUCAAUUCUCAUUAUGAGCUCACAGAAGUUGUUUCUAUAGGCAGUGGCCUCGAGACAACGUUGCUUGAUUUUUUUCAAUUAUUCCAAGGUGGGGAUUGGGGUCACUCUUCUCUGUGGGGCUUUCUCUGAACUUCUCCAUGCAAUCCGGUGGUGGCCCCCAACAGGGUGGAGGCGGUGGCCAUGGCCGGAGUAAUGCCGCCUCAGCCUCUGCUUCUCCGUCCUCAUCGUCAUCCGCAGCGUCCGCAUUUGAUCAGCAGCAACAGCAGAGACAGCAACAGCAGCAGCAGCAGAGACAGUCGAUGGCUCAACAGUUUCUGAGGAGACCUGAAGGGAAUGAUGCCAUUCUGUCGUACCAAGCUGGCACAAUACAAGGAACCCCAGGGGCGACCAAUUUUUCUGCAGCAUCUGGCUCCACACAGCUGCCUCAACAGCCUAGGAAGUUCAUUGAUUUGGGCCAGCAGCAUGGUUCCCCCAAUAUUACGGACCAAAGUCAUAAUAGAAGUCAAGGUGUUGAGCAACAGAUGUUGAAUCCGAUACAACAAGCUUAUUUGCAGUAUACAUUUCAGUCAGCCCAACAGACACCUACCUUAGGAAUGCAAUCGCAGCAGCAGGUGAGACCAGCCAUGUUUGGUUCUCUUGGAAAAGAUCAAGAAAUGAGGAUGGCAAGCAUGAAAAUGCAAGAGCUGGUGUCCAUGCAAGCAGCAAAUCAGUCUCAGGGUACCUCCUCCAAGAAACCCUCCGAGCAGGUUGUUCAGAGUGAUAAACAUGCAGAUAACAGACACCGCCCUAUGCCCGAUCAGAGAAGUGAAUCCAAACUGAACCCUCCUCCAUUAGGCGGUCAGGGAAUCCAACCUGCACCUAUGCAAGCUCCACAAUCUCAGCAAAAUAUCAUGAACAUGCCAAACAAUCAGAUAGCUAUGGCUGCACAGAUGCAGGCAAUGCAGGCAUUGGCUCUUGAGCAUAAUAUUGAUCUGUCACAUCCUGCAAACGCAAAUGUGGUUGCGCAGCUUAUUCCAUUAAUGCACUCCAGGAUGGCUGCUCAGCAAAAAGCUAAUGAAAAUAGUACUGGUAUCCCUUCUGUAUCCUUUGGUAAACAGCAUGUUACCUCUCCGUCAGUUGGAAAUGACGGUUCUCCCCAUGGUAAUUCCUCAAGUGACGUGUCAGGACAAUCUGGGUCUUCUAAAGUUAAGCAGGCAGUUUCACCUAGUACUCUUGGUGUGAGUUCCAAUGCAGCUCUACCUAACAAUUGCAGCAGCACUUCUGCCCAACAGUUCUCUGUGCCACAUAUGCCCCCUAGGCAGCAUUCCUCUCUUGGUCAUGGAAUGCCUCCUAUGCAUCCUUCGCAGUCACCAGGGAAUCUGAGCCAAGGGGUUGACAGUUUUCUUGCAAAAACUUCUGUUGCAGAAGCUUCUCAGGCACAAAAUGCCAGACAACUUAAUCGGUCUCCUCAAUCCGUAACUCCAUCUAAUGAAGGGGAUUUGUGUAAUCCAUCAACAUCUCAGGGGGGAACCAGUUCACAGAUGAGACAAUUACACACUGGUUUUACCAAGCAGCAGUUGCAUGUACUUAAAGCACAGAUUCUUGCAUUUAGGCGUCUGAAGCAAAAAGGCGAUGUAACUUUGCCACGUGAACUGCUCCAAGCUAUUACUCCUCCACCACUUGAUUUACAGAUGCAACAGCUGCUUCCACCUCCCACAAAUGCUGGCAAGGACAAAUUAGCCGGAGAAACUGUAGAGGAGCACACCAAACAUGUGGAGUACAGUGAGAAAGGGGCUGGGGCUGCAAAAUCAGUAGCUGGAGUAGUUAAUAUGAAAACAGAAGGUCCAGGAGAUGAUAGGGCUGCUGCUGCCGCAACUGCGACCAUUCAGAACUCUGUUGUUGCAGCAAAGGAGCAGAGGUUUGUGGGUCCUCCUGGAAAAGAAGAGCCGCAUCAUAUUGGUAGUUCUGGGAAAUGCGAACAAGAGUCUGAACCGGGCAAUCAGAAAACACCUGUCAGGAUUGAUGUUGCUGCAGACAGGGGUAAAGGAAUUGCCUCACAGUCAAGUGCUUCAGAUCCAGUGCAGGUUAAGAAACCCAUUCAAGCAAGUAAUACAUCCCAACCUAAGGAUUCUAGUUCAACACGAAAAUAUCAUGGGCCGUUAUUUGAUUUCCCUGUUUUCACCAGAAAACAUGAGACCCUUGGAUCCUCUAUGAUGAACAACAAUAGUAACUUGAUUUUAGCGUAUGAUAUUAAAGAUCUUUUUGCUGAUGAAGGUGGAGAGAUCCACAAAAGGAAAAGGGCUGAAAAAAUUGGGAAAAUUGAUAAAAUACUUGCUGUGAACUUAGAGAGGAAGAGAAUUAGACCAGAUCUUGUUAUUCGGCUUCAAAUUGAAUCAAAGAAACUUCAGCUUGUUGAGUGCCAGACACGCUUGAGGGAUGAGAUUGAGCAACAGCAACAAGAAAUAAUGGCUAUGCCUGAUAGACCAUACAGGAAAUUCGUUCGACUGUGUGAACGUCAGCGCCAGGAGCUUAACCGGCAAUCACAGGCUAAUCAGAAGGCAACUAGGGAGAAGCAACUAAAAUCCAUAUUCCAUUGGCGCAAAAAGCUUCUUGAGGCACAUUGGGCUUCUCGUGAUGCUCGAACCGCCCGCAAUAGAGGAGUGCAUAAAUAUCAUGAAAAGAUGUUGAGAGAGUUCUCCAAAAUGAAGGAUGAUGAUCGCAAUAAAAGAAUGGAAGCCUUGAAAAAUAAUGAUGUGGAAAGAUAUAGAGAGAUGCUUCUGGAACAACAAACUAACUUACCUGGGGAGGCUGCAGAAAGAUAUGCUGUUCUCUCAUCAUUUUUAAGUCAAACUGAGGAGUAUCUUCACAAAUUGGGCAGUAAAAUAACAGCCACUAAAAAUCAGCAGGAGGUUGAGGAGGCAGCUAAUGCCGCUGCCACCGCUGCACGUGCCCAUGGUCUCUCGGAAGAAGAAGUAAGAGCCGCUGCUGCCUGUGCGAGAGAUGAAGUCAUGAUAAGGAACCGGUUUUCUGAGAUGAAUGCACCAAGAGAUAGUCAGUCUGUUAACAAGUACUACAACCUGGCACAUGCUGUGAAUGAAAGGGUCAUAAGGCAGCCUUCAAUGCUACGAGCUGGAACCCUACGAGACUAUCAACUUGUUGGUUUGCAGUGGAUGCUAUCAUUAUACAAUAACAAAUUAAAUGGCAUUUUAGCAGAUGAGAUGGGUCUGGGCAAAACUGUGCAGGUGAUGGCCUUGAUUGCUCAUUUAAUGGAAUUCAAAGGAAAUUAUGGCCCUCAUCUUAUUAUUGUUCCCAAUGCUGUGCUUGUCAACUGGAAGAGUGAAUUGCAUAAUUGGCUUCCGAGUGUUUCCUGUAUAUAUUAUGUUGGUGGGAAAGACCAAAGGGCGAAAUUAUUUUCUCAAGAAGUGCUAGCCAUGAAGUUUAAUGUGCUUGUAACUACCUAUGAGUUCAUCAUGUAUGAUCGUUCAAAACUUUCAAAAAUUGAUUGGAAAUAUAUUAUAAUUGAUGAAGCACAACGGAUGAAGGACAGAGAGUCAGUAUUAGCUCGUGAUCUUGAUAGGUAUCGCUGCCAAAGGCGUUUGCUUCUUACAGGGACACCAUUGCAGAAUGAUCUUAAAGAGCUUUGGUCUCUUUUAAACCUACUGCUCCCAGAAGUUUUUGAUAAUAGAAAAGCAUUUCAUGAUUGGUUCUCUCAACCAUUUCAAAAAGAAGGGCCUGCACAUGAAGAUGACUGGCUCGAGACAGAGAAGAAGGUGAUAAUUAUCCAUAGACUACAUCAAAUAUUAGAACCUUUUAUGCUUCGGCGGCGUGUUGAAGAUGUAGAAGGAUCACUUCCUCCAAAGGUCUCGAUUGUUUUGAAAUGUCGAAUGUCUGCAAUACAGGGUGCCAUUUAUGAUUGGAUUAAAUCAACUGGUACUCUUAGGGUUGACCCUGAAGAUGAAUAUCGCAAGUGUCAGAAGAAUCAAAAUUAUCAGGCUAAAACUUACAAAACUUUAAACAAUAGAUGCAUGGAGCUAAGAAAAACUUGCAACCAUCCAUUGCUAAACUACCCAUAUUUCAGUGACUUCUCAAAGGAUUUUCUUGUGAGGUCUUGUGGAAAAUUGUGGGUUCUUGAUAGAGUUUUGAUGAAGCUUCAGAGAACGGGACAUAGGGUACUGCUCUUUAGUACCAUGACCAAACUUCUUGAUAUAAUGGAAGAAUAUUUGCAGUGGCGAAGGCUUGUUUUCAGAAGAAUUGAUGGGACGACUAGCUUGGAAGACCGCGAAAGUGCUAUUGUGGAGUUUAAUCGGCCAGGCACUGAUUGUUUUAUCUUCUUACUUAGCAUUCGUGCUGCUGGACGGGGUCUCAAUCUUCAGUCUGCUGACACAGUGAUUAUAUAUGAUCCGGAUCCAAACCCAAAAAAUGAGGAACAGGCUGUUGCUCGUGCUCACCGUAUUGGGCAGACGAGGGAGGUGAAAGUCAUUUACAUGGAAGCUGUGGUCGGCAAAAUAUCCAGUCAUCAGAAAGAGGACGAGUUCAGGAGUGGUGGAGUAGUUGAUUCAGAUGAUGACCUUGCUGGCAAGGACCGGUAUGUGGGUUCAAUUGAGAGCUUGAUUCGGAAUAAUAUUCAACAGUAUAAGAUUGACAUGGCUGAUGAAGUUAUAAAUGCUGGGCGGUUUGACCAGAGGACUACACAUGAAGAGAGACGACUAACUUUAGAAACACUGUUGCAUGAUGAAGAAAGAUACCAAGAAACAGUUCACGACGUUCCUUCUCUUCACGAGGUAAACCGUAUGAUUGCUCGGAGUGAGGAAGAAGUAGAGCUCUUUGAUCAAAUGGAUGAAGAACUUGACUGGGCAGAGGACAUGACUCGAUAUGAUCAGGUCCCUGAUUGGCUUCGUGCUAAUACACAAGAAGUAAAUACCACAAUUGCUAAUUUAUCAAAGAAGCCAUCAAAGAAUGCUUUAUAUGGUGGGAUGCAACCUCCUGUUGAAGUGGCUUCUGAGAUUUCUGAGAGGAGGAGAGGGCGGCCUAAGGGAAAGACUCCUAUUUAUACUGAAUUAGAUGAUGAAAAUGGAGAAUUUUCUGAAGCAAGCUCCAAUGAUAGAAAUGAAUACUCUGUUCAAGAAGAAGAAGAUGGAGACAUUGGGGAGUUUGAAGAUGAUGAAUCCACUGAAGCGCCUAUAGUUAAUAAGGAUCAAUCAGAAGAAGAUGCUCCUGUUUCUGCUGAUGGAUAUGAAUACCAAAGAGCUUUGGAUAAUGUCAGAAACAAUAGCAUACUUGAAGAAGCAGGCUCUUCUGGGUGCUCUUCGCACAGUAGGAAGUUAAUGCGCAUGGUCUCACCUUCCGUGUCUUCUCAAAAGUUUGGAUCACUUUCUGCAUUAGAUGGCAGGUCCGGCUCCCAAUCAAAGAAAUUGGCAGAUGACUUAGAAGAAGGAGAGAUUGCCAUAUCUGGAGAUUCUCCUAUGAACCAGCAGCACUCAGGUAGCUGGAUCCAAGAUCGUGAUGAAGGUGAAGAUGAACAGGUCUUGCAGCCCAAGAUAAAACGAAAACGGAGUAUUCGGCUUCGCCCGCGGUCUGCUAGGGCAGAAGAGAAGCCUAGUGACAAGUUAUCUCUUCGUCGUGGUGAUCCUACUAUGUUACCACUACAGGUAGAUAAUAAAUACAAGACUCAAGCAAGUGAUGACCGUGCCCGUAAAGUUCUUGGAGAUUCUAGUUGUAUUAAAUCAGAGAAAAUUGAUUCAUCUAUCAAGAGCAAAAGAAAUCUACCAUCAAGGAGAAAUACAGCUAGUGUGCAAUGUGUUCUUAAAUCUGGGAGAGUGAACUAUGAGUCUGCUCUUGCAGAUGAUGCCUCUGAACAACACCUCACAAUAAACUUGGACACUAAAGUUGCGAAGGGGCCUAAAACUAGUGGCCCUAAGAUGUCGGAGGUCAUCCUGAGAAAGUGCAAGACUGUUAUAGGCAAGCUUCAGAGAAGAAUAGAUUAUGAAGGUCAUCAAAUAAUACCACAGCUAACUGAACUGUGGAAAAGAAAUGAUUACGCCAGUGGGGAUGAAGAUAGCCUUUUGGAUUUGAGAAAGAUUCAUAACCGUCUUGACAAAUAUGAGUAUAGUGGAGUCAUGGGGCUUGUUUCUGACGUGCAGCUUAUGUUGCAGUCUAGCAUGCAGUUUUUUGGUUUUUCAUAUGAGGUGAGGUCGGAGGCAAAGAAAGUCCAUGAUCUAUUCUUUGAUAUCAUUGCAGUAGCAUUCUCAGAUACUGAUUUUCGAGAAGCCAGAAGUUCCAUGUCUUUCACUGCUCCUGUUUCUGUGCCAGCCACCUGUCCAUCUUCACGGCAGAUACCUGCUUCUCAGGGCAAGCGCCAGAAAUUAGUAAAAGAGGUGGAUUCAGAAAAUGCUCCUUUCCUGAAGCCACAGACCCGCUUGCCCAUUCACGCUGGUGAGAGUUCUAAAUUCAGGAACUCUAUGCCUCACAAGGAAUCGAGGCUUGGAAACAGCAGCAGUCGGGAUCUUGGCCAACCGGAUGAUACUUAUCCUUUCACUCACCCUGGGGACCUCGUUAUCUGCAAAAAGAAGAGAAAAGACAGGGAGAAGUCGGCUGCAAAGUCUGGAAAUGGAUCAGCAGGUCCAUUGUCGCCUACAGGUAUUGGGCGUGGGAUGAAGAGCCCAGGGUCGAUCUCAGGCGCCAGAGAUAUCGGGUUGAGCCAACAUGGCUGGGGUCCCCUUUCCCCUCAACAAGGGAACAGCAGUGUUGGCUGGGCGAAUCCUGUAAAGAAAAUGAGAACUGAUGCUGGAAGGCGGCGGCCGAGCCAUUUAUGAGUAUUGAAUUAUGUAGCAGUUCCAAUCUGUUUAAAUGAAAAUAUGAUCUGUAAUGUGAUGAUAUCCAAAAUUCUGAUAGUUCUUAUUCAUGCCCUCUACCAUUAUUGCGGCAA